UACAACCAAAAUUACUCUUUCUAUAUAUUUGAAUAUCUUUUUAUUUCUCUUUCUUUUCUUUUAAUAAGUUUUAUUAUUCGGUCUUUAUAUUACAACAGUACUCAAUUUUUAAGAAAAAAAAUUUACUGAUAGGGUGUGUGGUAUGAAAGAAAAUAUUUUUUACGCUAGCAAAAGAUGUUGUCUCAAAUGCAUUUGCAUAUAGCUUAUGUAAAUAUUAUGGGAAUAGGGAGUGGUGGUAGAGUGUAUUAUGAAUUGAAAUCAUGCAUGGAUGAAAAAAUAUUGUAUCUAAACUACCAAUAGUGCUGUAAUUUCUUGAGCUACAGGUGACCUAGCUACGCCCAAUUAAAAUUCGUUAUCUGAGAUUUUUUAGUAGAAAAAUGCAUAUGCAGUGCAGAGACGAGUCGUUUAUGUUCUUCCUGCGCCAUGCAUUUUCUAAAAAUAUUUUUUUUGAAAAGAAAAACUCUAUAAUGAAUUUUAACUAGGGAUGUUAGUCAGGUCGAUUGAGUAGCGGCUAGGAUGUUUUUUUCUUGCAUCUUCGGUUGAUUUGGAUAUUUUCCUGUCAUUUAGGUUGGACUUUGUUGCGGAGGAAGAUAUAAUUAGUAUGAAAUGUUGUUUAUGGAACCUAUUUUUCAUUGGAAAAUCAUUUUUAAGGAAUUUAUUAUUCUACAUAAAAUAUUUUUCAAAACUUUUCACUAACCAAACAUGAAAAGGUUAAAAAAUAUAUUGUGUUCAUACAAAAGACACCGAUGCGAAGGUUAUGGAGGGAGGACCUACUCAAUUUAAAAAUUACUUUUUAGAAACGAUUUAGAUGGAUUGUAUCGUACGUAAUACAAUGCUUUUACAACAGCUGACUGUUGUUAUAACUUAUUAGUGCUAUAAAUUUUCACAUUUUAUUAUCCUAACAAAUGCAUUAAUCAUCAACUCAAUUCUGCGUGCGUGCGUACACUAGGUCAGAAGAACAUAUACAUUUCUAUAAAACAGUACUCAAUCAAACUGGAUUUUCGACAUGGCGACUAGUGAGGUGACAUUCUUGAUAGUGAAGCCGGAAAAUGGAGCGAUAUGGGACCUCGUACGACUCCUUAUCGUAGGAGAUAAAAAAUGUUAUGCCAAGUUUCUUGAAUGUUCAGGUGUUGAUGAUUAUGUUGUUGACGAAGAUGAUUGUAAUGGCAGCGUUGGGGGGGAAGUGGAUGAUCUUAGAUGGGUUAUAUUUGUGUCCAUCUUAGUGAGGAAAAUAUUAAAAGUGUUUGAGAAACCAUUGGAAUGGACUGGUUAUUUCUUGGAGUUUUUGCUCAAUCUCUUCUCUCUUAAUGGCAGCUUUCUUGGCUUACUCUACAAUAUCUUGCAUGGAAAGCUGGUGAUACCACAGAGAGGCACUGAAACUUUCAUAAGUAGUAUUGGCCAUAUAGAUGGAAGAAUAAACUUAUACAAGACUGAAUCAUUAACCAAGGAAUUCACUCAACCUGAUUUCAUCGAUAAAAAUCUGCAACUAGGAAUGGGACAUAGAGCUCUUAUGGACCUAUAUAUGAUGUCGUCAAAGUUGGCUUAUGAGAACGAAAAUGUUGUUAAGAACGUUGUAAAUCAUCACUGGAAGAUGCAUUUUGUGGAUUUUUACAACUGCUGGAAUGAUUACCAGAAAGAGAGUUCAACCCAAGUUUUUAUACUAUGCGAUAAGCCAAAAGAUGCAAACUUGAUUUUGAUCAGCUUCAGGGGUACUGAGCCAUUUGAUGCAGAUGACUGGAUCACUGAUUUUGAGUACUCUUGGUAUGAGAUUCCUAAUUUGGGAAAAGUACACAUGGGGUUUUUGGAAGCCUUAGGUUUAGGAAACAGAGAAAACGUUACCACGUUUCAUGAACUCUUCGUUAAAAAUGCAAAAUCUACCAAUUCAGAGAAUGUUGAUGUUACUAUUGCUCAUCCUCAGCAGCAGCCACCAGAGAGGAGUACUGCUUACCAUACUGUUAGACGCAAACUCAAAAGUUUGCUAACGGAGCACGAGAAUGCAAGAUUUGUCGUUACAGGACAUAGCUUAGGAGGAGCGUUGGCUAUACUAUUUCCAACGAUGCUAGUGAUACAUGAGGAAACAGAUGUUAUGAAAAGAUUAUCAGGCGUAUACACAUAUGGGCAACCUAGGAUUGGGAAUAGGCAGUUGGGGAAGUUCAUGGAAGCACAUUUGGAACAUCCAGUGCCUAAGUACUUCAGAGUUGUUUAUAACAAUGAUCUUGUUCCGAGGUUACCUUAUGAUGAUAAAACAUUCUUGUAUAAACAUUUUGGUGUUUGCAUGUACUACAACUGCUUAUACGUUGAGCAGAAUGUACACGAAGAACCAAACAGGAACUUUUUUGGACCACGAUUCGUGUUACCAGUAUAUCUGAAUGCUGCUUGGGAGUUUAUCAGAAGCUUUACUAUGGGUUACAUAUAUGGAUCUGAGUACAAAGAGAGUUUGGAAUCAGUACUUUUUCGGUUGGUAGGGCUGUUUCUUCCUGGCAUUUCUGCUCAUAGCCCCGUUAAUUAUGUAAACUCUGUAAGACUUGGAAGGCAGAAAAGUGUUUAGAUGUCAUCCUUUCAGAAAGGCGAGAUUGAAAUGCAUUGAUCAAGUGAUAUUUGAAGGUCAUUGAUCAAGUGAUAUUUGAAGGUCCCUUUGGCAUUAUUUACGUUUCGAAAAAUAAACCUGAAUAAAUCAUCUGUUUUACAGAUCAAAUUUAGGUGGUGUAAAUGCAAGAAUUGUUGCAACUAUAAUGAGUUGUUUGCUGCAUGUAUCAAUGAAAUUACUUGUAGAAGGUUGUAUGUAGAUUGGAUUUGUCUUGUGAAUUGUGAACCUGUUGAAUAACUCUUAAUUUCAGUGAUUGCUUAUUUGAUUUGUUUGAUAAU
This is a messenger RNA of Capsicum annuum, 2865 nucleotides long. RefSeq names its product triacylglycerol lipase OBL1-like. Gene Ontology annotation, biological process: lipid metabolic process. Gene Ontology annotation, molecular function: triacylglycerol lipase activity. The transcript is spliced from 5 exons. Lineage: Eukaryota; Viridiplantae; Streptophyta; Magnoliopsida; Solanales; Solanaceae. The record is from RefSeq and is a predicted model, not a curated record. The coding region runs from base 1007 to 2548 and encodes 513 amino acids.